GACAGGUGCUUCAGCAAAUCCUUCUCUCUUUAUGUGUGGGUGCAGAAAGCUAAAGUGGGGAUUGCAUUUCUGUUGACACCUCCGCAGAUCCAGCAUGAAGCAGGGAGAAGCAUGCAGACAGAGUGAAUAGAAAGAGGGGGACAGAGGGAGCGAGAGAGGCAGAGUCAGUGAGAGAGAAGAGUGAAAGAGAGACAGAAGAUAUAUUUGACUAUGUGGGUGUGUGAAGUAUCAAGGCAUGCAUCAUAAUUGUGAAUUCUCGGAACAGCCGGACAUCUCAUUGGAGCAGCAUCAGCAUCAGCAGCAGGACAUUGUUGUUCUCACAGACUGUGUUAUCUUGUACUUUGAAACAGUGAGAGCUGUGAGCGACAUAAGGGACAUUUUCAAAGGCAAAAUGGAAACCGUUUUGUUUCUGCUGUCACAAGGAUUUCAUUAACUGGGAUUAUAAAAGUACUGUGGCUAGAAAGUAAAGUGCAGACUGGAAAAGUAUGAUGCCUCUUCACCAUCAAUAAUCACAAAUUCGAGUCACGAACAGAGAUGGCAGUCAGCCCUUUCACCAUCUGCCUCCUGUCACUGGUUGCCUAUGGCUCAGCCCACCCCUCUCCCCCUCCUCCUCGGGGGUGUAGUGUGGAUGUGGACCCUCCCUACAGAGUGCUGUGUGACCUGGAGUCAGUCUGGGGUGUGGUUCUGGAGGCCGUGGCCUGCAGCGGUGGCCUCACCUCUGUGGUCCUUGCUGUGCUCCUGCUAGUCAAGCUGCAUUCCAUUUCUGACCCCGCCAAGCGCUCCAGCAUAGGACCUCUUCUCCUGCUCCUGGGAACACUCCUUGGGCUUUUCACCAUCUCUUUGGCUUUCCUGGUAGGGAAGAAUCAGGCGCUAUGUGUGAUCCGCAGGGCCUUCUGGGGGCCCCUCUUUGCCCUCUGCUUCUCCAGCUUGGUCGUGCAGGGUGUGAGGCUCAGGAGGCUGGUGGCUGGCAAGACAAGCCCAUUGGGCAGUUCACUGGCAGCACUUGGCCUAGCCUUGGCCUUGGUUCAGGGGAUAAUCUCUGCUGAAUGGGUUCUGCUGACAGUAGUUAGGGAGGGUCACCCAGCGUGUGAAUAUCCACCCUUGGACUUUGCUCUGGCAUGCAGCUACACCCUGGGCCUGCUCCUCAUAGCCAUGGGGCUUUCUCUGGGGGUGGUGCUGUGUGGAGGAGAGUUGGGGGUAGAGGGAGGAGGUGGCAGUGAAGAUGACAGAGAAGGAGAGAGUGAAAAACGAAGAUGGAAAUGUAACGCUAUCUGGCUCUUCCUAUCCAGUCUGGCAUCAGCAUUGCUGUGGGUGGCUUGGCUGGGGUUUUAUCUUUAUGGCAGCCAGAUGUUGAAGGGAAAGGGGAAAGGGGAGAGGCUGGGAGGAGGAGGAAAGAAGGAUGUGAAGGUGAUGGAUGAGCCUGCGCUGGCAGUGGCCCUGGUCCUUCAGGGCUGGAUCCUGCUUUUGUUCCAUGCUAUCCCAGAGGUGUACCUGUGUCUAAGCAAACUUCCACAGUCUAACACGCAAGAUUUUUUCGACACCAGUCACACAUCUCCUCCUCCACAUUUUGGAGAUGAGCCUGCUGCACACGCUCACCGACCCUUCCCAGAAAACCAAGCUUUUUCUAUGGAGGAGCACAAUACAACUCUUCGAAGUGGAACAUACCAAGGCAACCAUGGGAGCAUGCGUACGGGCAUCGCCUUCAGAGGUCACGUCUACCAGCCCACUGAGAUGGCUCUGGUCAUGAACGGUGGUACAAUGCCCACAGCCCCAGUUAACUACACUGGACGACGGUUAUGGUAAUAUGAGACAAGACUUGAAGAGGAUGUAACACUGGUGUGUGACAGUAGAGUUUUCUGUUUCCUAAGAAGAAGAAAAGAAAGAAAGAAAGAAUCAUAAAAGCAUCACAUAUAGUAGAUUUGGGAGCUAUUUAUGUUUAAUGUAUUUGUGUUUCUGCACAUGUAUGAAUUUUACAUUUUAAAAACAGACUGUGAGAGUACUUUUGCUAAGCUUUUCUCACUUGCCUCUUUAUUGGCAGACUGGACAUGAAAUCACAAGUGAGGAAAGAGAAAAUGACGCAGCUUCAAUGGUUUAGGAUAUUUUGGCAAUGAGAGAGAACAUUUAUGGUGCAUUAUUAUGGUCAGCAGAGAUCUGCACAUAGUCUUUAUUCUAACAUGUACAUACACUGACAAGAAAUGUAUUAGGAGGGCUAAUAUAUACAGAACAUCACGAAUCAGUGUUCAUCGUGGUACUGAAGGGGAGUAACCGAACAGCUCUAACUGAAUGCUAUAACUUACUGAUGCCUUUUCACCAGUGAUGCUUGCUUCAUAAAACCAUACUUUACUUCUCUUUCUAGUUGGACAUCAAGCCACAACUCAGAAAAAAACCCUUAGGAUGUUUAUGUAAAUUACCCGCAUACGCCCACAGAGCUUGUUUGACCUCUGUAUUCACAGUAAUGCUGGAAAGUCCCAAAUGACUCUCAUAGUGUUCUUCUCUCCAUAUUUCCAUUCGAUUAUCAGUGCUACUGGACAGUUUGGUGCAUUUCACCAUGUUUACUGAUCAUGUAUUUAAUAAAGCUUCAGCAGGCGUGUGGAGGAUUAUCAGAUGAUUUAAAGGCUGACAGAUGAGUCUAAAGCUCAUGGAUAACUAGUUAUUAUAAGCAUAUCAUUAUAAGCCAUUUAAUACUGCAAUACGUGUGCUGCAGUAUGGGGUUUACUGUAAGAGGUUGUGAUUUUGCACUUUAUCAGCGCUGAUCAUGUCUGGCCAUCGCGAUAUUUAAGAUGUAUAAACAUUUGAGAUGCAUGUAAAAGUUUAAAGGUAAUGUAUUUUGUCAAAAUGUAUGUAUUUUUAGUGCUUUCUAGAAUUUUGAUAUACACAUCGAAGGAAAUUAACAGUUUUAGUAUUGAGUUUCAAAAUUAUUUGACAUUGAAAAUUAGAGGCGACAAACCAGUCUGAAGGGCUCAAAAUGGAUAUUUUAACCUCUACAAUUCCACGAUAACAGGGGAAAGCCCACCUGCAGACAAAGAUUAUGUGAGACAAUACGAUAGCUAAAGAGACCCUGAGCUCAGACUGGUUUGUCAUCUGGUUUCUGUAUGUUUGCAGUCAUGUUUGCCUAAGUUUACGCUCCCAUAAGACUAUGAGUAUUACAUACACUUGAUUAGAAAUAUAUAACAUCUGAUGUAUUUUGGCAUUCAGGAUCCAUUUCAGUUCUGAAAUCCAUCAAAUCCAGAGAAAGCAUUCUGUCAUCCCUCACUGUGAAUUUAACUGAAAACAUUUUUUAAAUGACAAUAUGUGACUUCAAGUCCAGUCAAGAUUUCUAGUUGACAGAAGCUGCUCAAAUGCUCUUGCAUUUGACCUCUGGGAUGAAAAGAAAACUGCAACUCUCUUCACAUUUGACUGGACAUUAUCUGACCAAGACUGAAUUCAACCAAGGACAGUUUAUCCAGGUAAAAUACAAUUCAAGGAACAGUCACUAUGUUCAUGUUGUUGCCACCUCUUCUUGCUAUAAAACUACAUAACUAAGUUGUCAGCAACCUUGCUUUUGUGUACAGGUGUGGGCUCUUAUAUUGAACAAUAAAAAUAUUAUUAUCACAGAAUUAUUAUGUAAUAAACCUAUAUAAUGAGUUUUAAUUGUGUAAUUAAUCCAAAUGUGAAAAUAAUCACUGGUAUUUUCCUUUUGAGAUGUUCUUUUGAUGAUUGCACUGUCACUGUUUUAUGACAGAGUAACAUGAAUGUCUGUAAUGUGAUUUGCACAAAGUGGCUAAUAC
Monopterus albus (swamp eel) is the source of this 3767-nucleotide messenger RNA. RefSeq names its product G protein-coupled receptor, class C, group 5, member Bb (gene gprc5bb). Gene Ontology annotation, cellular component: plasma membrane; intracellular membrane-bounded organelle; signaling receptor complex. Gene Ontology annotation, molecular function: protein kinase binding; protein kinase activator activity; G protein-coupled receptor activity. Gene Ontology annotation, biological process: G protein-coupled receptor signaling pathway. Lineage: Eukaryota; Metazoa; Chordata; Actinopteri; Synbranchiformes; Synbranchidae. The record is from RefSeq and is a predicted model, not a curated record. The coding region runs from base 535 to 1803 and encodes 422 amino acids. The transcript is spliced from 4 exons.